ACAUUUAACAAAAUUUAUUGAAUUAAACAGGUAAUGUUAUGAACUUUUUGUAUUUUGUAUAAGUUUCUGUGGUGCUGCUGUUAAUGCAAGAAUAAUGCCUGUGAGAAAACAAGAUGCUGAGCGUGCUUUAGCAUUGCUUCAACAAUACCAUGUUAAACUGACAAAGCCUGGUGACAUGGCUCUACGUGGAGCAUUGGAAAAAGUUAUGGACAUAUUUCGAAGUGAACUGUUCCAUGCGUUACUUGACAUUCAGGAAUAUUAUGAAGUGACGUUGAUUGAAGCUUUCCAGCGGAUAGGAGGCGAUCAACUAAACAUGGAGCCCUCAUCUAUAGCGUGGCAUCAUAACACUAGUGAACUACACUACAAUAACAAUGCCAACGAUAAGAAAUAUCGCUACCAAGAUGAGGAGAGACUCUCACAUGGAGACAUCGCUAAAUCGACAUCCUCCGAUCCUGGGUUCGAUCCUCAUUAUAGGAAGAAUCAUCCACAAGUUGUUGAGAUGACAACAAAUUUGGACAGCCAUCAAACUAAACCAUUCAUGCCUACAACACCAGUUAUUCACACUUCAAUGCCACAACCAACAUACGAAUAUGAAGACAUUCUACUAGAAAGGGGAAGUGCUGGCCUUGGAUUCUCGAUCGCUGGUGGUCGUGACAACCCACUUGAGCCACAAGAUGGCAGUAUAUACAUCACCAAGAUUAUACCUGGUGGGGCUGCUGCAGCUGAUGGAAGGUUGAGAGCUGGCAAUGCAAUUAUGGCAGUCAAUAACGUGGACACAAGCAAUGUCUGCCAUGCUGAUGCAGUGAAUGCUCUUAAGAUGGCUGGUUCAACAGUUGUAUUAAGGAUUCGUCGGUCAUUGGAAGAUAUGUCAACCGUACGCUCCAUACAUGAAAUAAAUGACGAGAAUUUGGAAGAAACCGAAAUAGAUAUUCAACUUGUGAAAGGAACUAAAGGUCUUGGCUUCAGCAUAGCAGGUGGCAUUGGUAACCAACAUAUACCUGGUGACAAUAGCAUAUACGUGACCAAGGUUAUUGAAGGUGGGGCAGCUGAGGCUGACGGGGUGCUGCAAGUUGGAGAUAAGAUAAUAUCUGUUGACGGCAUUUCCGUCUUGGAUUUAUCCCACGAAGCAGCUGUGUCAAUAUUAAAAGGGACAUCCAAUGUUGUUGAUCUUCAUAUACUUCGUCAAUCCAUCAACAUCACUUCUCAUUAUCCCCUCCCAUCCAUACAAACAUCCGAUCCCCAGGAAGAGGAUGUUGCUCCUAUUGUCCUCCCUCCUCCAUCAGAUGAGUUGUUCCAGGAGGAACGUCAUCUUCCACCUGCUACAUCUAUUGAAAGCGGCAUUAAAGUGUCCCCACCCACAAGUUACCAAACCAGUGAUCCCAUGUUAGCCACCGAUGACAGCCAUGAAGUAGAACUCCCACCACAGAUGCCCAUCUAUCAACCUAGGGAUGAAGCUACUAAGAGAAGCCAGAUACCAAGGGAGGUGCGGUUUGUGACACUUAACAAGACAGGGGUUGGUCUUGGCUUCAACAUAGUAGGUGGAGAUGGUAGUGAAGGGAUAUUCAUAUCCUACAUACUUGCUGGAGGUACUGCAGAUGUGAGUGGUGAACUAUUCAGAGGAGAUCAACUAUUAUCAGUUAAUGGCAUUGACCUUACCAAAGCAACACACGAGGAAGCAGCGCAUGCGUUAAAGAGCGCCGACAAAGUGGUCACCAUUGGAGCACAAUAUAAACCAGAAGAUUACAACAGAUUUGAAGAGAAGAUUCAGGAGCUCCGAGAACAAAUGAUGAAUUUAUCGGUGAGCAGCGGGGGUAGUUUGCUCACAUCCCAGAAGCGAAUGUUAUAUGUGAGAUCACUGUUCGAAUAUGACUCGUAUCGGGACUCUGGGCUGCCAAGCAAAGGUUUAUCGUUCCGAUAUGGUGACAUACUUCAUGUUGUAAAUGCAAGUGAUGAUGAAUGGUGGCAAGCUAGAAGGGUGGAGGGAGGUAGAGACAGUGAGGAGUUUGGGGUAAUCCCCGCCAAGCAACGAGUCGAAAGAAAGGAACGCGCUCGACUUAAACAAGUCAAAUUCUCGCAGUUUAAACCUUCACUUAUUGAUAACAAGGAAUCCUUAAAUCAAGCGAAAAGGAAAAAGAGUAUGAUGUUUAGUAGAAGGUUUCCAUUUUAUAAAAGUAAAGAAAACUUGGAUGAUUUGAGCGACCAAGAAAACCACGUGGCUUCAAACCAAAGUGAUAGCGAAACCAGCAUAAAUGAUGUUAUUUUGUCGUAUGAGACUGUUGUUCAGAAAGAAUUGAAGUACACUCGGCCAGUUGUCAUCUUGGGACCAUUUAAAGAUCGUAUUAAUGAUGACUUGAUCGCUGAGUAUGCGGAUAAGUUUGGGUCCUGUGUUCCACACACAACUCGAGAGAGACGGGACAAUGAGGAAGACGGACGUGAUUAUCAUUUCGUGGAAUCCCGUGAAAAGAUGGAACUUGAUAUACAGAACCAUUUCUUCAUCGAGGCUGGCCAGUAUAACGAAAACUUGUAUGGAACGAGUGUUCAGUCGGUUAAAGAUGUUGCUGAAAAGAACAAACAUUGUAUCCUCGAUGUGUCAGGCAAUGCUAUAAAGAGGUUACAAGUGGCUGGGUUGUGGCCGAUUGCCAUCUUUAUUCGUCCUAAGUCUGUAGAGUGGCUCAUGGAAUUAAACAAGCGUUUAGUUGAAGAACAAGCUCGUAAAAUAUUUGAACGAGCGACGAAACAAGAGCAAGAAUUUGGGGAAUAUUUUACAGCGGUUGUGCAAGGUGACACCAUAGAUGAUUUGUAUGAAAAUGUUAAAGGAGUGAUAAAGGAACAAUCGGGUCCAGUAGUAUGGGUGCCUGCAUCUGAUGACUUAUGAAACUACAAACAGAAUAUCUCUAAAAUGUUCUGGGCCGCAUGCCAACAAUAAGCACCAAGAGUAGAUGCUGACAGAGACUUAGCUUCAAGUAAAAACAAUGAAUAUCAAUCAUUGGCAGCAAGACGCUUGUUUUGUGCUGCUCUAUAUUGAAUAUGGUGCUGGUAUCGCAAUUCUAUCAUGAAUGCAAAACACUUCUUAUCUUUAUUGGUUUAGCUGCGUUUUAUUUCAUGUUAUAACAAACUUUUGAUCUAUAUAGUACGUUUUAACAUAUUACUUAAGAGAAACUUUAGUAUGUUAACAUUACAUUUCUAGUUUAAAUUCAAAUUCGAAAAAAAAA
Messenger RNA from Ciona intestinalis (vase tunicate), 3212 nucleotides. Lineage: Eukaryota; Metazoa; Chordata; Ascidiacea; Phlebobranchia; Cionidae. The record is from RefSeq and is a predicted model, not a curated record.